Globicephala melas (long-finned pilot whale) is the source of this 4873-nucleotide messenger RNA. It is a transcript of the gene CAMK2A, whose product is annotated as calcium/calmodulin dependent protein kinase II alpha. The record is from RefSeq and is a predicted model, not a curated record. Gene Ontology annotation, biological process: protein phosphorylation. NCBI's taxonomy places the organism in Eukaryota, Metazoa, Chordata, Mammalia, Artiodactyla, Delphinidae. Gene Ontology annotation, molecular function: calcium/calmodulin-dependent protein kinase activity; ATP binding; calmodulin binding.
GAAGGCAGGCAGGUGUUGGGGAGGCAGUUACCGGGGCAACGGGAACAGGGCGUUUCGGAGGUGGUUGCCAUGGGGACCUGAAUGCUGACGAAGACUCGCGAGGCUGUGAGCAGCCACAGUGCUCUGCUCAGAAGCCCCGGGCUCGUCAGUCAAGCCGGUUCUCAGUUUGCACUUGGCAGCACGGGCAGGCGAGUGGCCCCUAGUUCCGGGAACAGAGCAGCGGCAUCCCAGUCCUGGUCCUCCAGCCCCAAGCCUCGCCUGCCCACCCAGCGCCAGGAUGGCCACCAUCACCUGCACCCGCUUCACGGAAGAGUACCAGCUCUUCGAGGAACUGGGAAAGGGAGCCUUCUCAGUGGUGCGCAGGUGUGUGAAGGUGCUGGCUGGCCAGGAAUAUGCUGCCAAGAUCAUCAACACUAAGAAGCUCUCGGCCAGAGACCACCAGAAGCUGGAGCGUGAAGCCCGCAUCUGCCGCCUGCUGAAGCACCCCAACAUUGUCCGGCUCCACGACAGCAUCUCCGAGGAGGGACACCAUUACCUGAUCUUUGACCUCGUCACUGGCGGGGAGCUGUUUGAAGACAUCGUGGCCCGGGAGUAUUACAGUGAGGCAGAUGCCAGUCACUGUAUCCAGCAGAUCCUGGAGGCCGUGCUGCACUGCCACCAGAUGGGGGUGGUACACCGGGACUUGAAGCCGGAGAAUCUGUUGCUUGCCUCCAAGCUCAAGGGCGCUGCAGUGAAGCUGGCGGACUUUGGCCUGGCCAUAGAGGUGGAGGGGGAACAGCAGGCAUGGUUUGGGUUCGCAGGAACACCCGGAUACCUCUCCCCAGAAGUGCUGCGGAAGGACCCGUACGGGAAGCCUGUGGAUCUGUGGGCCUGUGGGGUCAUCCUGUACAUCCUGCUGGUUGGGUAUCCCCCGUUCUGGGAUGAGGACCAGCACCGCCUGUACCAGCAGAUCAAAGCUGGCGCCUAUGAUUUCCCGUCACCAGAAUGGGACACCGUCACCCCGGAAGCCAAGGAUCUGAUCAACAAGAUGCUGACCAUCAACCCAUCCAAACGCAUCACGGCCGCCGAGGCCCUCAAGCACCCCUGGAUCUCGCACCGGUCCACCGUGGCCUCCUGCAUGCACAGACAGGAGACCGUGGACUGCCUGAAGAAGUUCAACGCCAGGAGAAAACUGAAGGGAGCUAUCCUCACCACUAUGCUGGCCACCAGGAACUUCUCCGGCGGGAAGAGUGGAGGAAACAAGAAGAACGAUGGUGUGAAGAAAAGAAAGUCCAGUUCCAGCGUUCAGUUAAUGGAAUCUUCAGAGAGCACCAACACCACCAUUGAGGAUGAAGACACCAAAGUGCGGAAACAAGAAAUUAUAAAAGUGACAGAACAGCUGAUUGAAGCCAUAAGCAAUGGAGAUUUUGAGUCCUACACGAAGAUGUGUGACCCCGGGAUGACAGCCUUCGAACCCGAGGCCCUAGGGAACCUGGUCGAGGGCCUGGACUUCCAUCGAUUCUAUUUUGAAAACCUGUGGUCCCGGAACAGCAAGCCUGUGCACACCACCAUCCUGAAUCCCCACAUUCACCUGAUGGGUGACGAGGCGGCCUGCAUCGCCUACAUCCGCAUCACGCAGUACCUGGAUGCCGGCGGCAUCCCCCGCACGGCCCAGUCGGAAGAGACCCGCGUCUGGCACCGCCGGGAUGGCAAAUGGCAGAUCAUCCACUUCCACAGAUCUGGGGCGCCCUCCGUCCUGCCCCACUGAAGGACCAGGCUGGGGGCACUGUACCGCAGAGAUCCACCGUUCGUCCGUGGAAUGUGGCUGCUGGUUCUCCCACUUGGAUUUAGCUGGAAUUCCCCCAAUCACAUCAUCCCAUCACCACCACCAUCACCAUCACCUUCAUACCUGUGUCAAGAAAACCUGCCUGUUCGCAAAAGCCAUCAUGACUUCAGAGCAAAUGGCGACAUCUCCCCGUCACCACCCGUCCCCUGCCAGGGCAGGGCUUCCUCAGGCCCACGUGCCCUGGGUGCUGGACCUGAGGACCCCCCCCCUCCCCUCAGCUGUCAUUGGCCUGGUCUUGCCUUGGCCAGAAGCCACAGUGCCCAGCUGUGUAUUCAUCCAGGGGCUGGGGAGGAGGGGCGGAGCUGGGAGGAGUGUGGCAACUUCCAGAUCCUCUCCCUGAUCUCGCCUCUCCCGGGCUCCUCUAGGGAAGGGCAGAAGAACGCCCAGUCCCCCGAGCCAACCUCCCCCGGGGGAGAGGGGGAGAGAGGAGCAGAUGCCAGGAGCCUCCCGCCUCAAACUGCCUUCCUAACUCUUCUCCCAUCCUGUCCUGCUCUCCUGCUCUCCAGCCGACCCUCCUCCCUCAGUGUGGGGAGCGCAAUCCUCUCAGGGUGCCCCCACUUCUUUCCUUCCUCCUCCUGCUGACAUUUACUUCCAACACUAACGGCGCAUUCCACCCUUCCAUCAGGCCCGGAGAAUUCCAGCUUCAUCACAUCCAAGGGAGAGAAUCUGAUUGCUUUUGGGGGGCGAAAGAAAACAGCAUUUAGGUAUCACUUCUACUUGGACCGCAUGCCUUUUUAUAGCCAAACUUCUGUGUUUCGUAAAUGGAUUUUGCGUUAAUGGAUAUUUAUGUAAUAACUAGACCUCUCAAAUUGGUGAGAAGGUCUGGGUUGGGAAGGGAGGUGGGAAGAGGGCUGAGGGGUAUUUUUUUCUGUUCUUGGUCUUUUUUUUUUUUUUUUUUGGUCAUCGCUGAGAUGGACUUUGUCACUUGUGGUUAUCUGGGGCUGAGAUGGACUCAGCCCCCGGGGGAAGGAUCUCUCUGACAUUUCAGUCCCCAGCUUCCCUUGCGGACUGGAGAAGCAUCAGGUGUUAGAAACAGCAAAUCAGGGCAGAGAGAGUGGGGGAAGCUGUCAGGGUGGCAGUACCUGGACUUUACCUUGCUUGCCUCCCAAACUGGGGUCCUUACUACCGUGCUUCCCAGGAUUUCAUCCCCCACAUCUGCACACCCCCCCUCAGCGCCCCCCACCCAGCUCUGGGGGGUUCACGAGCAUGUGUCUUCAUGCGGGUCCAAAAAGAGCGCUGGGAUUUCUCCUCUUCGCACCUCCUCCUGCAGCUGUGGGUUUGCAUCUCUUUCUUCCUUUCUCUUUCCCUCUUCCCUUGGGAUUGACUCUGAUGUGGAAUGCCUUGGUACCUCCACCAGGAUCUACUGUCUGCACUGUUUUUCUUUGCAUGACUUUAUAUGCAGUAAGUAUGUUGAAAAAAAAAAAGAAAAGAAGAAAAAACACUCAGCAAAACCAACCUACAUGUUUUGGACAAAAAAAAAAAUAGAGGUUGUAUUCUCAGUGUCCGACUCGGAAUUAUGUUGCUGCCUCUCUGUGCUUUUGGCCUCUGUGUGGCCGUGUUUUGCCAGGAUGAGAUACUUUCCCCUCUGGAGGAUUUUAGGGGAGGAAGAGCCACAUCCCCAAAGAUUUGGAGGAGUCUCUGAUUCCCCCAAACCUCUGGGGAAUCCUGGGUGUUGAGUGGAGCCGGACUGGUGGGGAUGUGACCCAGGACUUUCUGAGUUUUCCCCUAUCAUGAGCUGUCUGCUGGGCCCAUUCUCAAGAGUUCCUGCCCGCGGGACAGGUGAGGCAGGCUGGGUGGGGGCCGUAGGCCAGGAGAGAGGCUGCCCAGCCCUCCUGGUCUCCAAACUGGUCGAUCACUGGACUCUAUCCUUGGCAGAGACCCUGCUGCCAAGGCCCGGGCGGGCAUUUGGCCUGCCCCAGGUCCAGAAGGCUUCCCAGUAAGGCCCAAUGAGCCCAGCGCUCCAGCAGCCAAACCGCCUGCCUCCCUUGCUGUCUGCCAGCUCCCACAGCCAUCCCCAAGCCAAAGGUGAGCGGUUGCUGCCAUUACCAAGGCAAAGUCUGGUCCUUCCUUCAGCCUCAGUUUCCCCCUCUGUUAAAGGGGUUAAAUAUUCCCGCCCAGCCUAUGUGGCAGGGCUGAUGCGGGAUCAAACAGGAUGGUGAGGUGAAGCCCAAUACGCCCAUGAGAAUUGACAGUGUGAGUCACUGGCUGGACUCCUGUUCUUUUCUGGGCCUGACCAGUCCCCCCUCCCUCCCCCGCCUGCCCCUCAUCCCCCUCUUUGGUGCCUGUCCUCUACUAAUCAGCAGGGGACUGCGGGGGAAAGAGCCACAGUUUGGGGGUGAUUAGAAUUCCAUUCCCAGCUCUGACCAGACUUGCUGUGUGACCUUGGGAAAGUCUUUUCCCCGCUCUGCCCUCGGUUCCCCACCAGAGGGAGCUGAGCUGGAGGACACCAACGUCCUGCCUUUCAUCUGCUGACGCACCUCCUGUCCACUGUGCCCCUCUCUGGGUGCCAGAGAAGUGGAGGCCGGUCCCUACCCCAGGCCAAGAUGGCCCCACUGCGAAGGCCAAGCCUGUGGGUGCGCAGCCAGCCGGUGUGGACCACAGGGCACCGGUGUGAUCCCAAAGCAGCAGGCAGGGGAGACUGGCAGACAAAGCGCGGCCCAGAGCCCAACCCCACCGGACAGUCAAACGUCCUGCAGAUGCAAAAAAUCCACACCGAAGACAAGUCCUAGGCUCCAGCAUGCAAACACGUUAACGGGAAAGCAUUCUCCCGGGCGUGCGCCCAGCAAGCGCUGAUCCUGACCCCUGGCCUCCUGUCUCCCGUCAAAGGGAGACCCUUUUGGGGAUGUAUUUGCCAGACUCCCUGUGCUGGUUUCUUUGUUACUAUUUGUUUGGGGUUUUGUUUCCGUUCUUCCUUUUUUAAAAUAUGUGGCUGUGAACUUGAAUGACCACUGCUCAAACUUUCUGCUAUUGUGGGGUUGGGGGGAAGAAGGGGUGUCUGUUUUAUUCUUGGUGUUUUCAGUGCAAUAAAUAGCUACAAACUUCUGUGCA